CCCCACUCUCUCUCUCCACCUCCCUUCCUCUCCCACUCACCUCCCUUUUACCAACUUCGUCCCGUUCUCUCUCUCUCUCUGAACAGUGAACACCAACAUUCCAUAGCUCUUAAGCUCUCUCCUCCCAUCGUUCGUCCGUAAACGAAUCAACAAUUCCAUAUCGCAAAGCCGUACGAAGCAAGAAUCGGAAGGGGAAUAGGAGGAAUCCGAGGGAGCCGGCGAUCGAAUUUCUGAUUCGAGAUAAUUCUUUGUGGAGGCGAUGGCGUCAACGAUUAUCUCGUCGAGUCCAGUAACGAACUCGGAUCGGUCCAAGAGGAGAAAGAAGAAGAAAUCUGCUGCUGCCGCCGCGGCGGCGCAGCAAUUCAAACAGGCGGAAGGUUCUUCAAGCCACGCCAGAUGGAGAACCGAGUCUCAGCAACAAAUCUACUCUUCCAAGCUAAUCCAGGCCUUGAGCCAGGUCCAGCUCAAUCCGUCCUCGCCUUCGGCUCCGUGCCGCGGCCGAGCCGUUCGCGAAGCCGCCGACCGGGCUCUCGCGGUGUCCGCCAGGGGGAGGUCGAGGUGGAGCCGAGCCAUCUUGACCAGCCGGAUCAAGCUCAAGUUCCGCAAGCAACAGAGGCGGCAUCAGAUUAAGCAGCAACAGAGAAUCGUCUCCGCCGCCGGCGGCGGCGGAGGCGGUAAGAGCCUGCCUGCGGUGCAGAGGAAAGUCCGGCUCCUCGGCCGGCUGGUUCCCGGCUGCAAGAAGGAACCGCUGCCGGUGAUUCUUGAGGAAGCUACCGAUUAUAUUGCUGCCUUGGAGAUGCAGGUCCGAGCCAUGACUGCCCUUGCCGACCUCUUAUCCGGCUCCAACCAAGCCUCCGCCGGCAGCUCCGGCUGA
Linum tenue is the source of this 874-nucleotide messenger RNA. The record is from the annotation of a GenBank genome assembly. Lineage: Eukaryota; Viridiplantae; Streptophyta; Magnoliopsida; Malpighiales; Linaceae.